AAAACUUCGGCAUAUCUAGCGGUGGGGUGGCUGUGACUUCGAGCUGAUUCACAACUUUCGGGACUAAAUGGCCACCAGAAAGCAAUAAAACAGGAGGCGGCAGGAUGUCUGUGGAGGUGGACGUGUUGCUGCAGGAGGCGAAAGAAAGCAUCGAGGCGGCCCAGAACUACCGCAGUGAACUCCAGCAGCGCCUGAAUGGCCUCAACCAGGCCCGCAAACAGGUCCGGGGCAGCUCUGGUCAGGCCCGCGAGGCCCUCCGGCGGCACUUCACGGAGCUGCAGGUGGCGGCGAGUCGGCUGCUGACGGAGCGGUUGGCCGCCCUGCUGGCCGAAGUCGACGCCAUCGAGGCGGACAGCGUGAAGCCUCUCGAUGACUGCCAGAGCCUCAUUGAGCACGGCGUGGGCCAGGCCGACGAUCUGCUGAGAGACGGGGAAGCGGCUCUUCGCUGUGGUCUUGGGGAGAAGGAGGACAAACUGGGCAGUUUCACCAAGAAGGCCAUGCACAUCCACCUGGACAGCCUCCCGGAGGUCCCAGCGUUGGUGGACGUGCCGUCUGUUUCAGCCCAGCUGGACGACUCCCUGCUGGGGCUGCUGAGGGACCGGGUGUCCCGGCUCGGCUCCGUCUCCUCCCACCCGCCCGUCCAGGUAGAAGAGCUGCAGGAGAGACCGGGCAGCGUCCUGGCCCGCUGGUGUAAGGUGGACGAGGACUUUGCAGCCGCAGAUUACCGGCUGCAGUACCGGCGGACUGGCAGCGGGGGGGUCCAGUACGAGGAUGCCUACAUCGGUCGGGACUGCGAGUUCCUGGUUCUCCACAUCGACCCCCACACCGACUAUCAGUUCAGGGUCUGCGCCCGCGGGGAGGGUCGCACCGAGUGGAGCCCCUGGAGCAUCCCGCAGACGGGCUACACUACGCUCGCGCCGCACGAGUGGUGUCCGGGUACUGACGGCUACAUCCUGAGCAGCAGGAGAAACAUCGCUCUGCGCAGCGACACCUCUCAGUCGCGCUUCCCCGUCCUCUACUCCAGCGCACCGACAUACUUCUGUGGGCAGACGCUCACCUUCAAGAUGUCUGCAGCCGGGCAGAUUGAUCGGAGGGACAGUGUGGGCGUGUGUGUGGACAGCAGGAAGGGGGCAGAGUCCCUUCAGAGAGACCAGGCCGUCUGCAUCUCCACCAACGGUGCCGUGUUCGUUAACGGUAAAGAGAUGACCAACCAGCUGCCGGCCAUCACCGUGGGCUCGGCUGUGACCUUCGACAUGGAGGUGGUGAACCUGUUCCCCGUCAGCAACAACAACCUGAGCGAGGGCGGACACUUCAAGCUGAGGGUCACCAUCGGCUCCGGCAGCCGGGAGGUGGUGUUUGAUUGGCUGGUGGACCAGGCGGUGGACUGCCUCUUCUUCGGCUGCGCUUUCGUUCACUCCGGCUGGAAAGUGCUGGUGUUUUAAUGGAUCCUUUAACCCUCACGGACCUGUUUCUGUCUUUGUUUUAGGGAACCUGAAGAUUCAUUUGAGGUGCAGCUCAAGUUUGUCUCGUUACACAUCUGUAAACAUUGUUUCUUGGUUAGGAGUGUGUAAGGGCUCAGAAGAUUAGAAUUACAUGUAUAAAGGCUCCUCGUGCCUUUUAUGUCCCGUACGUUAUGUGCUGAAACCUUUUGUUACACAGAUUUGGUGCCAAAUUAACUCGAGAAUUAAUAUAAAAUGGUUGAAAAUCCCGCCAAAAUACCAAAUGAAUACACCAACACCUCGAGCAACAUCAAGCAACAACUCAUGCUGGGAUUUGGCAUCAAAAACGAUUUCUGCAAGAAUUGCAUUUUUUGGUGAUCGGAAUGGCGAGCGUUUCUGCUCAGAAACUCCCUUAUUGUCAUAUCUAUAUAUAUAUAUAUCUAUAUAUAUAUAUCUAUAUAUAUAUCUAUAUAUAGAUAUGUAUAUCUAUAUAUAUAGAUAUACAGAUAUAUAUCCAGGAAAGUCGUACAUCCUCUGAUUUCCCCUAAAUCUGUGGUUGUAAAGUUUCAUGAGGCUGUGAUUAUCCUCGAGGUCGUAGUUUAAGAAACUUCCAGAUACGUUUUUUAAACAUUAGCAUCAUAUUUUGCAAGAUUAUUUUUUGUUCUGCCUCUUUGCAGGUGGAGAAUAUAAUCUUAUAGAAUAUUAUUAUAGAACAAGGUUUUGACCCGUUGGAUUGAGACCCAUUUGCACCGCAGCCUUUGUGAAGACUAACAGGCCUUUUAUUAUAUCUAUAGUUAUUUCUAUGAGGUCUCCUGGUAGUAUUGUACAUUCUAGUAUUAUUGUUUCCUUCAAGCUGUAGUUGCCUUUAAAGUUACUGUCAUGUGAUUGUUUUACAACGUUUAACAAAUCACUGAGACUCAAAUCUGGAAGAAACUUUAUUUGUAAGUAAAACGGCUCUUCUGUUACGUAAACGCUGCUUUUCUAGUGUUUAAAAUGUGAUUUUCACGGCAAAAGAUGAGAAGAUUUGUCCUCUCGGUACCUGGAAUAUCGUGCAUCUACCAACGCUGUAAGCUCUGUAAGCUUGUUUUCGUGCGUGCAUGUCGACGUGCAGACAGUUUGUGGGAGCGUUGCUGCCUCUCUGGGAGGAGACGUGAUCCAGACCCGUCAGUGUUUCCAUCUUCUUCAGUCUUCAGGGAGCCACGUUGGAGAAAUGAUAUCCGUGUUUCGUCACGGCUUCUUUCAGCUCACUUUGAUUCUCGAGGUUUUUGUUUACAGCUUGUUUUUUUUUUUCCUCGCUUUGGGGAAGAAUGUUGGCUGUGGAUCUAUGCGUCUUAAUUUAGUUUGACACACACACACACACACACACACAUGCUGUUCUCUUCUGCACAAUGUGUUUUCCUUUCUGUUUUGGGAUCAGUGGAAAGCAAAGACACGCGUUACAAUCUGCUGGUUUUUCUAUAUUUGUAUUUGUUUAUCUUAAAAAUAACCCAUAACUGUGAAGAUCACACCUCGUUUUGUUGCCUUGUAAACUUGUUUAUAGGAGGUUUAAAGGGACAGUUCACUGAAAACAGUGUUGUGUGUCUGGAGUUUUGGGGUUUGAUAAACCGCAGUAAUAAAACACGAAGCCUGAAAUGGCACAAAGACGCUUGAAGGUCCAGUGUGCAGCAUUCAGGAUCUAUCUUUGUUAAGCUGCAGGCUGGAGAAAUAAAGCUUUGUCUGUCGCCGUGACAAUAAUGACGAUGUUACUUUGAGUUCAUUUUGCUUUUUGCAUUGACAAUCCGAACAGUAUUUACAAAAGCUGCGGUUGCAGCGGGAGGAUGAGAGUUUGAGUUUUGAGGCGCGUGUGUGAUUUAAUGGUUUAUUGAUAAAUCAGAUUAUUAUUAUUAUUACUGUGUGAGGCUGUUGUUGGUUCAUUAAUGUGCAGAACUGUUCUGUGUUUGUGUACAAGAUAUUGUUCUAAUGAUGUUUGACCUGAAAGCAGAAUAACAAGGUUUGGAUAUGGUGGAACUUUUUGGUUUUAAACUAUUUUGUGUAAUAUUUUAACAAUAAGUUCAGGUUUGUUGUCAUCCAGCUGGAGAAUUAGGGCUGAAACUGAUGAUGAUUAAUGAAUCUACUCGUUACACCUCGUGUCCAUCCAGCAGCAUAAAAAACUAAAAUAUUCUAUUAAUGACAAACAGAAAAGCUAAAUCUCUUAAUAUCUGAGGUGUAGCCAGUUAACAAUAAACAAAGUCUCCUGAUGGAGGCAUCUUGUUUUAAAGGAAUAGUUUGACAUUUUGGGCCGUUGCUCGUCAAUAAAACACCUCCAACAUGUGAACUCAUCGUCUUUAUGCAUUCCUGUUUUUGUUUGAAACGCUAGCAGUUUCCCUCCGUUUCCAGUCUUUAUGCUAAGCUACGCUAAUCGCCUCCGGGCCCAAACUCCAUAUUUAAAACACAAACAUGAGAGAUAUUAAUCUACUCGUCUCACUCUCAGCAAUAAUAAUAAUAAAAAAAAUGAUUGUUAUUUAAAGAGCUUCGCAAAGACUGAAAAAUCAAAAAUCCUAUUUUUUUUAAAAGAAAACAGUUGGUGUAUAAAACAAUAUAGUGAAGAAAUACACUAUAAUAAUAAUCAUAAAAGAUGAUUCAAAGGAGAUUAAAACUCAAGUAAACUCAGAAAAGGCUCUCCGAUAAGUUUGUUUUAAGAAAGGACUUAAAGGCAACAAAGCAAAUAAGUGCAUCUCCUAAAAUGUCAAACUAUCCCUUUAACAAAGUUAUUUUGUUUUGCAUCACGUUUCUAGAAAAGCGUCUCCGACUCUGGUACAUCAGGAUUAUUUAUGUAACUUUUCACACAUGUUUUUGUCUGUCAGUUUUAUUAUAUGGUGGCGUGAAGGCCUUCAACAAAGAUGCUCAACGGUCGUUAAGAUAUCAGUGGAUGUUUCUCCUGAACUCUUGAGAUCUUUCCUCGUGUGUCGUCUCUGGAGAACCCUGGAUGGUACAGAUUCCCUGAAACCAGUGAACAGAACUUUCUGCUGAAGAGGAAACAGCGACCUGCUGGUCAAACCUCUGUACUGCAGCCAUCGAUAUUUUGUUCAAUAAAGGUCAAAUUACAUAAA
Cottoperca gobio is the source of this 4528-nucleotide messenger RNA. RefSeq names its product cytokine receptor-like factor 3 (gene crlf3). The coding region runs from base 105 to 1442 and encodes 445 amino acids. The record is from RefSeq and is a predicted model, not a curated record. Lineage: Eukaryota; Metazoa; Chordata; Actinopteri; Perciformes; Bovichtidae. The transcript is spliced from 9 exons. Gene Ontology annotation, molecular function: protein binding.